CGCAACGUAGGGGGCGGGAUUUAACGUUUGAACAUAUUGCGGGGAGAACGAGAACGUCGAUGGCUAAAGCGUAGUUUGUGUUAGUAUGCGAGUAUUUGUUAGUCGACACCAGUGGUUUAAAAUGACAGUACAUCGGGAAGAUUAGCAAUGUUUGGCGUUAUUGCGAAAGGCUUCGCAGUCACGUAACAUAUUUAUUUGGAGGAUCCCUGUUAUAUAAAGAUGCCUAUUCGAGCUUACUGCACUAUUUGCUCCGAUUUCUUCGAUCACUCCAGAGACGUUGCAGCUAUUCACUGCGGACACACUUUCCAUUAUGAAUGUCUUCUUCAGUGGUUUCAGACAGCUCCCACAAAAACAUGUCCACAAUGCAGAAAACAGGUCAGCACCAGACACAUUAUCAGUAAGCUGUUUUUCGACAUUGGUGGAGAGGAGGAAAACAAGGCAGACCCAGAAAGCUUACAGAAUGAGCUUGACCGAAUGAAGGUCCACCUAAGCUCUAAAGAGCGAGACUGGCGGGACAAACAGAAGAUGAUUGACAGUUUAAAGGACACUGUGGACAAGCAAAAGAGGGACCUAGAUGGUAUACGGAAAGAGGUCAAAGAGAAGGAGAUGCUGUGCUCGGCUCUCAGAAAACAGAUGACUUACCUUGAGACCCAACAGAAUGAUGUUCAGGCUGCCAAGGAUGAGGUCCGUAGGCUUAAAACCAAAAUGAAAACUUUUGAGAGCCUGGACGUGUUGUUACAGGGUCAAAGAGCAGAAGUGGAGUCCAUGAUCACAGAUAUGGGUGUCAGCCAGGCUGCUGUGGAGCAGCUCUCCAUCUAUUGCAUUUCACUCAAAAAAGAGUAUGAUAAUCUUAAAGGAAGCAUCAAAUCUUCAAAUGACAUGUGUGAGAAGUUGAAGAGAGAAGUGCUGUUCUCAAACAACAAGUUACAAAAAGCCACCACAGAUGUAAAUCGGACCAAAGAGGAGAUGAAGUCUCUUCAGAAUGAACUGAUCAAUGCUGACAAAGAAAUAACUAGUCUGAAAAAGAAAGUGGAGUUACUUCAGAAGACUCUGAGCACACCAACACGGACGAAUGAAGCGCUCAGUCGGAUCAUCUUUGAAAGCCCAGCCCCUAUGGAGUUGAAGCAGCCUCGCCUGCAUCACCCUGCGGAAACUGAGGACAUUGACCUCAACAUUACUUAUGACGUCACUACGCCAGAUGACAUGGUCAAAAGAACAACACAAGUUCCAUCUAAGAAGAUGCGUCUUGACCAUCCAGGAACAUCCCCAUUCAAGCAUAAUGAUAAAAGUUCAUUUUUAACCAAGGCCCGAGAUGAAGGUGGCACUAUGGAUCCAUUUUUGAGAAACUCCCUCCUUUUUAGAAAGAAGACUUUUGGUAGUAUGUUGGACCCCCAGAGAAAGCCUGGAGCUGUUAGAACUGGUUAUGAUGGAUUAGGAGGACGAACAAAAUUCAUCCAGCCUUCUCCUUUGUCUGAACUUCGCCCAUUGGUGAAAGUCAAAAGGAAAAAGGUGAGCAGGCCUCCAUCCAAGAUUGCAACAUGCCUGACUCUGGACAGCUUCCUCGAGUAAAUUUCAUCAACUCCUUCCCACAAUAUGAAUUUCAAGAUCAGGAUGCUGUAUGUGUAUUGGCCUGUUGGGGCUGGUCUAGGCAUCAUAGAACCAUCGUUUAUUGGUUCUGCCACUCAGUCAAACUGAACUCUGAACUGAACGAUUGAAGCAAACGCUCUGAUUUUGAAGUCUGUCGACCUGAUGUACAUUUUUGUCAUUUUUUGUGUGUUGUGUAGCUGUUAUCUGUGUAUAUGGCGUCUGUCUGCCACAGACUUUGCCUUCGUACUACAGCAGUUUGUAUGUGCGAAUUUUCCUAUAUCAUUGUCACUGAUGUGUGAUACAUCUGUGUUGAUGACUGAAAAAUAGUAGCUUAUUUUGAACAUGUACAUAUGCUGUAGGUUUUUUUUUAAAGAUGUAAUGGUCCUGCUGGGCUUACAACCAACUCUCAAAUAAUAAACAAUUUUUUUUUUAUUUGGAAACGCG
This is a messenger RNA of Betta splendens (Siamese fighting fish), 2031 nucleotides long. It is a transcript of the gene traip, whose product is annotated as TRAF-interacting protein. The coding region runs from base 220 to 1569 and encodes 449 amino acids. The record is from RefSeq and is a predicted model, not a curated record. The transcript is spliced from 16 exons. Lineage: Eukaryota; Metazoa; Chordata; Actinopteri; Anabantiformes; Osphronemidae.